Molecule: messenger RNA, 142 nt
Organism: Dentiscutata heterogama
Lineage: Eukaryota; Fungi; Glomeromycota; Glomeromycetes; Diversisporales; Gigasporaceae
Source: the annotation of a GenBank genome assembly
AUAUGCAGGCUCAAAAAAAUGGGUGGUUUCCAUAGUACCUGUACAACCUAACAAACCUACUAUUAACGAAACGAGAAUGUAUGACACAAUAUCACGUGAUGGUGAACUCUUAUGCGAAACAGUGUUGGACCAACUUUGUUAA